Messenger RNA from Hyposmocoma kahamanoa, 766 nucleotides. RefSeq names its product glutathione S-transferase 2-like. The record is from RefSeq and is a predicted model, not a curated record. Bases 209 to 766 code for a protein of 185 amino acids. Gene Ontology annotation, biological process: glutathione metabolic process. The transcript has 4 exons. Gene Ontology annotation, molecular function: glutathione transferase activity. NCBI's taxonomy places the organism in Eukaryota, Metazoa, Arthropoda, Insecta, Lepidoptera, Cosmopterigidae.
GGACCGGAGCCCGCAACCCGGCCCCUCCUCAGCGCCACCCAGUGGUUCGUCUGAAAGACGAAUACAUUUAUAUGCGGAUGAGAUCCGUGGACAAUGGUGCCUGCACCGGGUCUUUAACGAACUCGGCACUCAAGACUAAUGUGUCGAGUUCUCUGAACAGAGAGGACUUGUUCUAACUUCAAAAAAGUGUCCUCGCCAUCGAAACCCUAUGCACAUUAACAGAUCGGCAGCCUAUGGUGAACUGGGAGCUUUCAGAAAGAUGUCGAAGGUGGUCUUACAUUAUUUCCCCUUGAAGGCUCUGGGUGAGGGCCCCAGGAUGCUGUUGGCGUACGGUGGUCAGGAGUUUGAAGACCAUCGCGUGCCUGAAGAACAAUGGCCCGACUUCAAACCGAAGAUGCCGUUCGGGCAGAUGCCGGUACUGGAAAUAAACGGCAAGAAGUACGCUCAGAGCGUGGCCAUUUCGCGCUACCUCGGCCGCAAGUACGGCCUGGCCGGCGACAACAUCGAGGAAGAUUUCGAGAUCGAUCAGAACGUAGACUUCUAUACAGAUUUGCGAAACAGGGCCGCAGCAGUGGAGUAUGAAGAAAAUGAAGAGCUCAAAAAGCAGAGGCACGAAGAGAACAUGAAGACCCACUACCCGUUCAUGCUGAAGACACUCCACGAUAUUGUAGUCAAGAAUAAAGGACACAUCGCACUUGGAAAGGUACACUCUGCCGCAUAUCAAACUAUACAAUCUGUCACUUUGUUACACUGCAGUGAACAUUAA